Bufo bufo (common toad) is the source of this 3556-nucleotide messenger RNA. It is a transcript of the gene EHF, whose product is annotated as ETS homologous factor. Lineage: Eukaryota; Metazoa; Chordata; Amphibia; Anura; Bufonidae. Gene Ontology annotation, molecular function: DNA-binding transcription factor activity, RNA polymerase II-specific; sequence-specific DNA binding. Gene Ontology annotation, cellular component: nucleus. The record is from RefSeq and is a predicted model, not a curated record. Gene Ontology annotation, biological process: regulation of transcription by RNA polymerase II; cell differentiation. Bases 226 to 1113 code for a protein of 295 amino acids. The transcript has 9 exons.
UUCUCCUCGCUGCUGCGCGUCUGGCACAAAUAUUUAACAAUGCAAAGUGUGUCUGUGCGGUAGUAGUGUCAGCGUGUGUGUGUGCGGUAGUAGUGUCAGCGCGUGUGUGUGCGGUAGUAGUGUCAGCGUGUGUGCGUGUGUGGUGCUAUUCUGUCUGCCUGUGGCAGGUGUGACAGUGCCUGGGCUACCUGUGGAUGACACUCAAUACACACCUGCGGGCAGAUCAUGAUUUUACAAGGAAGCAACAUUAUGAAUAUUAAUCCAAGUGCCAACUCCCACUCCCAUCAUCAUCAACCUACCUGGACUGCUCCCUACCCUACAUGUGAUGGAUUCUUCACGGGUCAGUGGCAUGACAUACAUCCUCAGUACUGGACUAAGUAUCAGGUCUGGGAGUGGCUGCAGCAGUUCGUGGACACCAAUCAGUUGGACGCCACUUGCAUCCCUUUCCAGGAGUUUGACAUCACCGGGGAACGCCUGUGCAGCAUGACCCUGCAGGACUUCACGCAGGCCGCGGGCGCCGCCGGGCACAUCUUGUACAGCCAUGUGCAAAGUCUCAAGUGGCACGGCCAAUAUGGGAAUCAAGUUCUUCAGUCUUUCAAUGUCGUUAUUAAGACAGAGCAAACAGAUCCUGGUCCGAUUGCUCCCUGGAAAGAAGACCCAUUUUUAUAUGAAAACAGCUAUGAUGACUACGAUGGUAAAACAUUCUGCCGUAAUCAGCUCUCGGCGGCUACAGCUAAUCACUAUAAUACAGCCUAUGCAGAACCUGACGUUAAGAAAUCUCAGGACCAUCCCCAGAGAACCAGCACAAAGAAACACAACCCCCGUGGGACACAUCUGUGGGAGUUUAUUCGAGAUAUCCUGCUUACACCUGAAAAAAACCCUGGCUUGAUAAGGUGGGAAGACCGCUCCGAGGGGGUGUUCCGAUUUCUCAAGUCCGAGGCAGUGGCACAACUAUGGGGAAAGAAGAAGAACAACAGCAGCAUGACCUACGAGAAGCUGAGCCGUGCCAUGAGAUACUACUACAAGAGAGAGAUCUUGGAGCAUGUCGAUGGGAGGCGUCUGGUCUAUAAGUUCGGGAAAAACGCGCAAGGAUGGAAGGAGAACGACAGCUGAAGCCCACUAAUGGAACACUGCAGACACUGACUAAUUUAUUUAUAUGGGGGGCACAAGAAGACGCGGGGAUUAAAGACUUGGCGCCGGCGAUGCCACUUCUCUACACUCAGGAGAAUGAUUAUGUACACAGUUUUCUGUGACUUGCAAUAUUUUAUAGGAUUUUGCUGCAUUGCAUGAGUAGCUCUUGGGAGAUUUACACAGAUAGUUGGAUGUAAUAACGCUGGAUUAUUCUCUUAUAAUUGUCUUGGUUCCGCUUUGUAUGUACAGUACGCUAUGUAAAAAUAUUUCUUUACAGAUUUUGCAAUAUCAUUGAAGGCAGCUGCAUCAUAAAAGGGGUUUCCCGGGACCCUGCGGACGGUCCCCACAAACCCACCUAACUCUGUAGGAGAAAGUCUGUAAUAUACUUACUGUAUCGAGGUUGCGUGGUCACACAACGAUCCUCUCCCGAAUAUCCAGUUUUCACCGACGUCACAUCCUUUACCAGGUUUCCGGUCUCAGCUAUGGACGGAACGUCACUUCUUCUGUGGAGGGGGCCCAGGGGUGCACCACCAAUGAGGCCAGGGGAGGCGAUCGCCUCAGGCAGCACCAGGUAGGGGCAAGCGAGGGGCAGCCAAAGGGCCAUAGGCAAAAUAGAAGGGGUUAGGUUAAUAAAUCGGCAUUGGGGGUUGGGGCGUCAUUUCAGUUUUCACCUCAGGCAGCAGAAAGGCUAGGUGCACCCCUGACGGGGCCACAACUCUUCCUCUCCCUGGUGCAUGCGAAUACUCCUGAAUGCACCUCAUCUGCACAUGCACCAGGGAGAGGAAUAGUUCUGACCCCAUCUACAGCAGACGUGAUGUCCAAGCCCAAGCAGAAAACCUGGUAAAGGACGUGACGUGGGCAGAAGCAGGAUUUUCAGAAGAGGAGUGUCCUGAGACUGUGUUCCCAUGUGACCAGUCCUACGGUAAGUAUAUUACAAACUUUCUCCUACAAGCAUAAUAUGUGUGAUUGAGGCGGGGCCCUCUGGGUACCAGAAUAUCCCUUUAAAGGGAUAUUUUGGUUGAAGCUAAUAAAGCUUAUUGAUUGAUGGUUUUCAAGAUCUUUGCAAUUUAGCAGAUGAAAAUCUGUCCUGGUCACGUGAUGAUCACACUAGUGCAGGGCUUGUUCCAGUGAGAGCACAGUUGUGUUUUUGAAUGAGCAGAGCAUCUGGGCGAUCAUUACGUGAUCAGGACAGACGUCCAUCCUCUGGAAAUCAACAGCAAAAGGUUUCCAUUCACUAAAAACCAGUAGGAAUUGAUACACAAAUGAUAUUUACUGUAACAGUAAAAAAAUAAAUCCACUGAAACCAUGAAAUAUCAAGUUUAAAAGGGCUUCUGGGACUAAUAUGUUUUAUUUUAUUUCUAAAUUUACUUAAAUCAUGUAUCAAAGGCGCCCAAUUAACCCAAAACUGUGCGACAUGUCGUACCUGCUGAUGUCACGUGUCAUGUGACAUUGUUCGACGGUUCUAGCGCCAGAGCCAUGGUCAGGUGAUGACUGUGGCAUCCGUAUGGCACCUUUGAUACUGAAUAUACAGCGAUUUAUAAAAAAAGACGCACUUUGUUAUGUAGGCGACGGUGAUGAUAGCAGUCACGUUACACGGAUUGUUACAUGUUGCAGAUAUAGGGGGCGCUCUUUUAGAGAAAGCAAUGGCGUGAUGCUGACAGCGACGAAUCAGAGAUCAGCUUGGAUUUCAUGUUCAGAGAUUCAAAAGGGUUCUCCAUACUGAACAACCCCCAUCUUAGAAUGAAAACCUACUAGUGAUCAACUGAUCGCUACAGGUCCGCCUUCCAGGUCGUCAGCUGUAAUCACCAGUGGAAGCUAAGUGUACCCGUUCACUAAAAGGCUACUCAGACUUUCCCCUGAGAUGUCGUAUUAUGACAUGGCGUCUGUUAAACAAAAUACGUGCAUGAUCCUGCCGAGUCCGCCAAGUCGGUUCUCUGCUGUAUCCCGUAGAGACCGGUCCCAAGCAGGAGUCCCCUCUUGACAUCCAUAUACUGCAGAUGGGACAACCCCUUUGCAGUUAUAUUCUGAUUGGCUGCUUUGAGCAACAUGGCCUCUUUACUGCUCACAUUUUUGCCAAAAAUAAAUAAAAAUACAUGAUCUUGCCUAGUCCGCCAAAGCCGGUUCUCUGCUGUGUCCCGUAGAGAGAGGUCCUAAGCAGGAGAGUCCCCCCUUUGACAUCCAUACACUCCAGAUCGGACAACCCUUGUCACUGUAUUCUUAUUGGCUUCUUUGGGCAACAUGGCCUCUUUACUGCUCUCAUUUUUGCCAAAAAUAAAUAAAAAUACAUGAUCUUGCCGAGUCCGCCAAAGCCGGUUCUCUGCUGUGUCCCGUAGAGAGAGGUCCUAAGCAGGUAGAGUCCCCCCUUUGACAUCCAUACACUCCAGAUCACACAACCCUUGGCACUGUAUUCUUAUUGGCUUCUUUG